This is a messenger RNA of Acanthaster planci (crown-of-thorns starfish), 9116 nucleotides long. RefSeq lists its product as uncharacterized. Gene Ontology annotation, molecular function: protein kinase binding. Gene Ontology annotation, biological process: establishment or maintenance of epithelial cell apical/basal polarity; neurotransmitter receptor transport postsynaptic membrane to endosome; cell-cell adhesion. NCBI's taxonomy places the organism in Eukaryota, Metazoa, Echinodermata, Asteroidea, Valvatida, Acanthasteridae. The record is from RefSeq and is a predicted model, not a curated record. Gene Ontology annotation, cellular component: basolateral plasma membrane; postsynaptic membrane; adherens junction.
UUAAAAUAUCAAGCGUGACUGUGAUACAUCUAGUAGUACAGUAUCCGCUACCAGCUCCCUGAUCUGAUGGAAAUUUUGUCAAGAUAUCGCAAAGACGGCGUCUGAAUGAAGAAUCUGCUCGGUUUUAGAAUUUGCUGGAAUUGUCAGAGCAUGCAGAUUGUUCCAGAGUAUGCAUAUUUUUCGGGGAGAAGCAGAGAAAUGUUUCACCAGUUAGGUUAGCAGUCUGCAGCCAUGUCUUGUUUCUGCAUCCGUCUACAGAAGGACAUCGUCAAGACCUUAGACUUCCGGCAUUGCAAUUUGGCCUUUGUGCCAGAGGAGGUGUAUGAUUAUGAAGAAACACUGGAGGAACUGUGUCUAGACUCCAACAACAUCAAGGACCUGCCUAGGUCGCUGUUUCACUGUGAGUUCUUAAAGAAGUUGAGCAUCUGUGACAAUGACCUCUGUGCCAUACCAACAGCCAUAGCUACUCUGGUGAACUUGGAAGAACUAGACAUCAGUAAAAAUGGUAUUACUGAGUUACCAGAUAACAUUAAAUGCUGCAAGAACCUCCGCAUGGUGGAAAUCAGUGUCAACCCACUGGGCAAGUUGCCAGAAGGAUUUACCCAACUGGUGAACUUGACCCAGCUCUACCUGAAUGACACCCUCCUGAAUUACUUGCCAGCAAACUUUGGCCGGCUGGUGAAACUGACAGUCCUGGAGCUGAGAGAGAAUAGACUCAAGGCACUGCCAAAGUCCAUGGCAAGGUUGACGGAGUUAGAAAGAUUAGACCUUGGCAUGAAUGAAUUCAGACAAUUGCCUGAGGUGAUUGGAUUCUUCACUAAGCUCACAGAGCUGUGGCUAGAUUCAAACAAGCUGACAUCCAUUCCAUCGGCCAUAGGGAACUUGAAGGAGCUUGCAUACCUGGAUGCCUCCUGUAAUCGUAUUGAAUGGUUACCAGGAGAGAUAGAAGGAUUGGACAGCCUAACUGACCUCCAUCUAUCCAAGAACUACCUGCAGGAACUUCCUAAUACUGUUGGACAACUGAGCACCUUACAGCAUCUGAAGCUAGAUUACAACCAGAUCUCCAAUCUUCCCUACUCCAUUGGUGGACUAAUCUCACUAGAGGAGCUGAUACUCACCUAUAAUGAUCUAGAAGAGCUACCUCCGAGUAUUGGACUCUUGAGGAAACUCACUCAUCUCAAUGUUGAUCAGAACAUGCUGCUGGAGCUUCCACCAGAGCUUGGCAGCUGCAGCGCCAUUACCUUACUGUCUCUUCACAGUAACCUCCUGAUGACUUUACCAGAUGAGAUCGGUCACAUCAGCAGUCUGUCGGUGGUCAACCUUUGCAACAAUCAGCUACGUCAUCUUCCCUAUCAAGUCACCAAACUCAAGAACCUACAGGCUCUCUGGUUGUCUGAAAACCAGGGCAAACCGUUGAUCCCUCUCCAGUCCGAGAUGAAAGAAGAACUUGGCAAGAGAGUGCUGACUUGCUUCCUAUUUCCACAGCAACACAAAGAUCUAGAAGAAGAUACAUAUCAGAGUGAUGGAGAAAGUUUCCAUGCUUCCCUUUGGGAGGAACAGAGGCUAAACCGCAGACAGAUAGCAUUUGAUAUUUCAGAGUCAGACUCAGAGCAUAAAAAGAAAAGGGCACCCAUCCCUUACCCCAAGGAAGGCAUCAAACGGAAGAUCCUUGCCAAUAGCCGAGGUAGUAACAAUAAGUCCAGUAGAUCACGCAGCCGACGCAGCAACAUUCUCCCAAACUAUCCCUCUGUAGAUACGUCAAGGAGACGUAGUCCAGCAGGAAGCCUACGAGAGGGGACGUCACGGCGUCCUCGAUCCCCUGCCUCUCCCAUUGCAGACAGCUUGCACUUAUUUCAGGCAGAUAAGGAGAAAAUGGCCAAGGAUAAAGCACGUCUUCGAGGAAGUCUGUCGUCAGCCGGUCGACAAGAUAGUGACACUGAGUCAGUAGCAUCCUCCACAAGAGAAAGAGUUGUGGGCCGAAGAGAAAUGAGGGCUAGAAUGGAGCGAGCAGCAAUGAGUGACACAGAAGCAUUUAUACAGAGCCCUGUCUGGAGCCAUACUGGAGGAAUCAACACCAACAAACAGCAAACUACACAAAACCAUGUUACAAGGUCACCCCACAGUGUUAGCAAGAUUCACAGCCGAGGGUAUGAAUCUGACCAAGUGGAUAGUUUCCGCACACCAGUCCGAUCUCCCAAAGAGCCUCAGAUGCAAGUUCGUCACACCCAGGCACUAAGGAGUAGCAGCGUAGGUUAUGGCAGGGGAUAUGAGUCAGACCAGGUGGAUGCAAACUGGUCUCCACGGGAUGUGUACAUUCAAAGACAAUCCCAACAAAAUUUGGAGACAAACCGCAAUGGCAAUGCAGCAAGCAGUGCUGCUGUUGGUCGUAAGUCAUGGCGAUUGUCACAUCAGCGUAGUUCUGGUUACGGCACAGACCCUGAGUACAGUUACACAGUGUCACCAAUGGAAGACAGAGAAUCCAGGAUGGCUGAUGUGAAACAGAAAAGAGAUGAAAUCCUGCCUCCACCUUACUACAGAGUGCGGCAGCUAAGGGCAAGUGCCCACUCUAGAUCUACUCCACGUAGGCACCUGCUAAAGGCACAACCUCAAAGCUAUAAAGAUUACGGCUGGAUUGAUGGUCAUACACCAUCCAACCCAGGCAAUCAAGCUGCAACUGUUACCCCUCAAUCAACCCAUGAAGUAAACGCAGGGUUGAGAUCUCAACCUAGGGAAAUGGAGACGAGAAAUCAACUUACUGGCAAUGACUUGCAGACUUCAAGGAAACAACCUCAGUUUAAAGGAACAUCAGUGAGAAGUAGGAGUGAUCCAUCAGCCCACUCCGAUACAGAGCUGGCAUCAGGUCAAAGAUGUGACAAACCUACUUACGUACACCCAUUUCAAAGAGAAGCUGUCAAUAAACAUGACAACCCUCAAAAUGAUAGAAUUUCCCCAAACAGCAAACAAGUAUUUUCUGCUGGCCCCAAUCAGGCACGCAGCAGGCAACAUCCUGGAUCAGGGUACCUGGUGGAAAGAAAGAGAAAUUUCCCUGCUGAUGACAGAGUACCACAAGUUAGUAAAGAACACCAAAGCAGCCACAGUGAUGGAGGAGACAGGCAUAGAAAAGACACACAGUUCCAUGAUACUUUACAAAGAAAGCCUCCAGUUUUGGCUGAAGAAAGCUAUAAUACACACUUUCCUAAUUCAGAAAAGCCAGGCUCUGAAUUCAACCAACACCCAUCCAGGCCAGCAGACUUUACAACCACCAACACAAGACAGUCCAAUUGGCCACACAACAAGCUCACAAACCCUGAGAGUGAACCAGUCCCCACACAGAUACACUGGCAGACAUUGAAGACAGAGGAUGGCAACCCUGAAUAUCUCAACUCACUGGAAGGUAGGCGACAACAGGGGGCAGCCCGUCUGAACCCACGAAUCAGCCAUAGCCUGCCUAGGGAUGUGACCACUUCCCCAGAACAGCCAGAUGAGGAAUUUAAACUCAAUCUCACCCAACAAAAGUCAUCAUCUCUACCUAGGUCAGAAGUUAGAAGUGACAGGGCAUCAAAGGAGACCACCACAGAAGACCAGGAUUAUGGCACAGUGACUGAUCGCCAAAGACAUAGAAGCGUCAAGAUGAGACUCCAUGGAGGAGCACCCAACUAUGCUACCUCUGAGCCAGAGCUCAGACAGUCCUUCCAACCUCCACCUCAGACAGGAACUCCCAUGGACCAAGCUGGCUGUAGACUUACCCUGCAGCCCAGAGGUGGGACAAUAGAGCAGAGGAGGUCACAAAGUCCAGUCUUCGAGAAGCGUGAUCAAAGUGGUGCAGGAGAGGCGGUCAGGUUCCCCCUCGGUCUAACCUCAUCUACACCUAGUGUUGGUGGUGGUUCUAGACCACAGAGUCCCACACAUUCACGACCACACAGCCCCACUAAUCCUACCCACUAUGGAAGCAGACCAAACUCUCCCAAGGACCCAGAUGUAUCUCAGCAACCCAAAUCAUUUAAUCCUAUAAAUCGGAACAAGUCCAGUAAGCUCCCUCUGCAUGCAAAUGAAAGACACUAUGACAGCGACUACACACUCGAAAAACCCAACUAUAAUCGCAGGGGCUCAGACUCCUUUAUCACACAGAGGCCAAAGGUCAACCGGCAAAACAAUCCCCCAAUCUCUUACCAGAGUAGACUGAGAGAUAGUCUUCGUGGGGCACUCCCUACCCCCAUAGUGGGCAGUGCCCAACAUCAGACCAAGCACAGUAUCAAUACCCCUGAGUUGAACCCACGGGGCACAUCCAGUCAAUCAUCUAAUGUGCCUUACCCAGACUUGUGGCCUCAGGAUUCCUCAGGUUAUGCUAGUGACCAGAAUGACCAGGGAUGGAAGAGAGCUUCCUGCAGCACGCCUUCAUCCUCAGUCUUUCAAGGUCAAUCAUCUCCACCUAUGUGGAGACCAGGGUCAGAUGUCACACCACCCAACCAUCGAUCAAGGCAUCCCUCAUCAGAGCCUCCAGACAAGCCCGUGGAAGCUAAAAGGAUUCCGGUAGUCAUCUACAAGAACCCAGGCCUUGGUUUUAGCAUCACGGGAGGUAAAGAUGCCCCAGGGAACCCUUUUCGACCAUUUGAUUGGGGUAUAUUUGUGACCAAGAUCCAGCCUGGUGGUCCAGCAGAUGGGGUCCUUAGGCCAGGAGACAAACUUUUGGAAGUCAACGGUCGAAGCUUUGCAAGCAUCCUGCACGAUGAUGCAGUCAAAAUGUUGCGCAAGAGCAACCCUGUGUCUAUCGUGGUCCACCGACUCUGUACCGACAACCGCUGAGUAGUUAUGUAUUCAGUAAUUAAAGACAUGCAAAGGCAUCAUAUCUUGUGAUUAUAGAAGAAGUUGAUUGUUUGAAAGACUUCACAACAUAGCAGCUGCUUAUAGCUAUUAAGGGCAUGACAGUUCCCAAACAGUGAGAUCAUUACACUGAUGUUGGUUCCCUCUAAGCAAGGGGAAAGCAUGUAGCACACAGGUAUGGACCAGUGUUGCUUGUGUUCCAGGCAUUGCCUGAAAGUAUCAAUACAUAUUCGUUCCAUGCAUUGACAACAGAUGGCACAUUUUUACAUAGUAAUAGCAAACUUCAAGCUGAAACACACUGCAUGUGCCCACCAUCUUUGCACAGGCUUCAUAUAACCCGCUAAUGGAAUGUACCAGUACAGCUGCCAUGUGCAUGCCAGGUGUGUAUACUCGAUACUGCUUGGAAAGUACUCCACCAGCCUUUCUCUUUGCCACUGAGGGAGCUCUUCUAGUCUGAUUAGAGGGAAAGCCAUUUGAGGCUGUUUGUUCAAACCUCAGCUUCAUGUCUUACACUAGCAUUGCUCUUGGAACCAAUACGUGUCUGUUACUGUGACAUAAGUAUUACAGUGUGAAGGCGAAUCAUAAGACUUUCCCUUUGGUUUGCAUAUUGAAGGCUUUAAAAUGGCUAAGCCAGAGACAAAGUCAAGAAUUGAAAGGGGCAUUCUAGCCUUUUGGUGUUCGUAUGCUGGUGGCCUCCCAGCAAGGCAUGCUUCUUUUCCUUGGAUCAGCUGAUUACCUUGUGUUUUACUUCACACUCAUGCCAUCAAAAAUUAAAAAACACACUCUACAAAGUCUUGUAAAGAUCGAAACUUCCUCCUCGCUUGUCAAAGUCCAGCAUGCGUUGCUGCUCAAUGCCUUCAUAAAUCAGAGAUGUCAUGAAUGGUUCAUGUUCAUUUUUCUAAGGAGGCAAGGCCUUGGAACAGAUGUAGCCUUCUCUUAUGUUUAGCGAAGUAUGAUUUCUUUGGAAGAACCUUGAAAACAAUUACUGUAAACUAAGCCUUCAUAUUUUGUAUUCCUGGAAAAAAAUAAUCAAAACCUUGAAAUCAGUCAUCAAACACUGAUGAGUGAAUGGCUGAAGAGACUAUAUUUUGUAAUAAAAGUUGUGUCUAUUAAAAAGAGUAUUCAUGUACUUUUGGCACAUUGCAGCCAUGUUUGUUCAGACUAACUGUGCUUUCAAUUUCUGCCCAAUGCAGGUUUUAAUCUUUCUAUGCACUCUUUCUAAUGGGUUUCCAUUUGCAAGUUUUUGGUAUUUACAGGUGCGCUUUGAAGAGUCAAAAAUUCCAGUACAUGUAUCUGAAAAACUGAAGUAGCCUGAAAGUUUUUGAUAUUUGGAGAGCAAACACAAUUAAAUACCCUUAUAUUUAGAUAAUAUUUUCUACUUUUUCCCUGCCUUGAAUGUUUUUGAAAGAAAAGAUAUAGUUUAACAUAACCGACGAUAGUCUUCAAGAGGGGACAUUCAAAAUGUGGUUAUUCAAGUAGAGAAGAAUUUAUUUUGGAUAUGCAAACUGAUCCUUUAACAGAAGAAAGAAUUUCAAAUCAGGCUGAGGAAAUGUUUUAGAAGCACAAUUAGCCUGGAAGAAUGCUGGAAGAGUUUUAUUCUAAAAGUCAUAUAGAAUAGAGAAAACACUUCUUUGUUUCUAUUAAGGUAUUUUUCCCACAGCCAUCAGUGAGGAGCAGGCUAUUUUUAAAUUGUUAAUCUGUUAAUCUGAAAGGAAUAGAUUAUCCCAUAAAUCACUGUACACUACAAAUUGCCAUAUUCACUGUUGUUAUACUUAGGAUUCCAUUCAGUUCGUUGUUUGAGAUAUGUUACCUACGAGGCAAAUCUGUCCUUUUGUAACCAUAGACAUUAUGUCUUUGUCAAGUAAUCAGCCUCAAAGCUCACCAAAAUUGAGGCACUUCUGGAUUACAUCUGACCACAGAAUUGAGUAUUUUCCCCAGGCAGGACCAAGAGGAGGUUGAAUUUUCCCAGCAGUGAAUGCUCCUUUGGUAGGAACUGCACUUCACUGAUCAACAAAUGACUGUGAAGUGCAUGCAGUGUCAGUAUACCAACAAAACGAACAUUCCCCACCAACAUGGCACAUUUCAACCCACAAGGGGGUGCCUCUGAUCAAAGUGGAGUAUCCCCUCAGAGGAACUGGCCUUCAUGGAAUAAAGAAGCCCAAAUUUUGUAGUUAUCCACAAGCUUCAGAACAACCAACAUUUUGCUUCAAUGGGUGCUAUUAGAAUGAAUGUUGGUAACAAACAAAUUAUUACCAUACUGUUUGUGCCACAUUUUCUCUUUUCAAGAAUUCAUCAUUUUGUAAAAUUCAUACAGAGAUGUUAUUGCUGCUUUAUUGAUAUACAUUUUGAUAAACAGACACAAUUACCAUGUAUUCAACCUAAUGCUAAAUCAAGAAGUAUUUAAGUUCCACUAAAUUACUAAUUAAUACCAGGGGAAUGUUGUGUAUUAAAGUUAUUUAGGCCAGUUCUUUCUUGAGAAAAAUAAUUUCCCAAUGUUGAUUAAGUUCCUGCACUUAAACUGUAACUAGUAUUACUUAUUGCUGGGGAUGUCAAGGUGUUAUGCUUUUCCUUUCCCAUUGAAACAAGACAAGUGAUUCGUGUGUUGUCAACAUGCUUUGAACUUUUAAUGGCUUAUGAUCUUGUAGUGUUAUUGGAAGAAUUCAGUUCAAACUUGAAGCACUUGCUGGACCUAUAUGUUAAUUGGCUGCCAAAUGAAUGUUUUGUAUAUGCCAUGAUCUAUGCAAAGUUUUCCUCAAGUACUUUUAACAAAGUGCUUGCAAAUUAUUUUCCUGCACGGGCCACAAUUUGCACUGGAUUUCUCCAUUGGCCACAGAUGGAUAGGGGAUUGGGGAGAAUAUGACUGUAAGAAUACACCAGAUAAUUAUUUCCUCUGUGAUCUGUUCAUAAAACAGUUUUUCUUGAAUUUGUUUAUUCAAUUUGCAAGUUUUCUCCAGCAUGUCAGGUGUUCAUGUCACUGCUUGGAAUUAAUCCGAUUUUGUGUUACUGCAGCCUUACACACUUGUUCUGUAGUUUUCAGGACAACACCAAUGUUGAAAUCUGAGACCUGGUAUUGGGGGACUAGUAAUUAGGAUUCAGAUCCCAUAACUGAAGAUGCAAAUGGCAAAUCAAAUACAGACACGUGACAAACAUGCAUCAUAGACAUAGCUUCAAACUCUGCACUGUAUUUGACAAAGUCAUUAUACUGUAUCUCAAUUAUAUUCAAUCUUUUGAAUCGUGCGUAUGAACUUCAACACAUAUUUAAAAUUGAGCUUUACAACUACAUUUGCAACUUUAUCUAAAAGGUCGACAUUUGAUUAAGGGUGUUUUGUUUGGUGUGAUCCAAAAUCAGGAUCAUUUAAAUCAUUACAUUUGCUGGGAGGGAUGUGCUGUAGUCAAGUGCUUUUGAUUACAAAGUGUUUAUUGCAAAGUACAUGUAUUCCAAUAUUAUAAUAAUUAGAGGCUUUUCACAGAUUGCUUUGUGAUGUCAUGAACGUUUUGUACUUUUUAUGUGUGCAGACCAGCUUUUUGAAAUUUUAAAGAUGACUUUUACCCUUUUUUGGUAUAAACCCAAGGCCUUUCUGGCCAGGGAAAUUUUGAGGUGGAAAGUUCACCAUUCCCAUUAACUUCUAAUUGAGUAUUCUCCAGUGUAGAUUAAUUUAGCAAUAUUAAUUAAACGUCAUUACUGAAGUGGUUUAUUGCAACCUACAUGCAUAGGUCAUAUUCGAUGGCCCAUUGACAAGUCAUUGAAGAAAAACUUGCCAAAAUGGAUGUCUACAUCAGCUGAUGUAUGCCUGAUCACAGUAUCAUGACUUUAAUAUCUUUAAUGUCAUGAUUGCCAGAUAGUCUUGUAACUGUUUAAUACUAUUUUGCUGUGUUUAUUUCAUGUGUGUUGAAAAUGUUGAACUUAGGCUGAAAUUACAAUUUCUUAUCUGCUGAUUGUACAAAGGCUGAUGAUGUGUGAUUGUGAAAUGCAUUGUUUUCUGUAAUUCUAACCAAAAUGUGAAAUAGUUACGAUAUUUGGUAUGAAGGUACAGUUGGAACCUUUACAUAUGACCAUUUAUACUGGGUGAAAGUGUCCAACAGCAAAGUAAAAAGUACCAUUUCUAAGAACUAUUUAUUUAAAGCUUAACCUUACCCACGUAGGUACAUGUAGUUAUUUAUAUCAAAAAGAACCAAAUUUAUAUUCUUUCAUGUACAGCGUUUCAUACUUUUCAUAUCAUUUUGUAGCACUUGUAUACACCAGUGUUAGACCAAACUGUUCCAGAAAAAUAAAUGUUUUCAAGUUGUGAAAUGAA